AAAAAAAAGGGAGGGGGGGCUGAGAGACAGUCGGAGACAUGAGUUUCACUCCACCCACAUCAAUCCAUGUCCAAUGUGAGGGGGCGGUGAAAGUUUAUAGCCUACUGUGCUAUCAACCAGCAUUAUUUAGUUGCCCAACUGAGAGGAGGAGUUCGGUUGAUCGCUGUUUGUCAUCUGGUAAUGCAGUCAGUUUUUGUCUGGAAAUAACACUUUUUUUAUAUUUUUGUGCACAGAGCAAGCCAGCUAGUUUUUGGAGGUCACACUGUAAAUUUCCUGACAGAUGGAGUCUGCAUUUUAGCCUGAGACUGCUGAUGUUUGACUGUCAAAAAAAACUCUACAAAAAGGGAAGUGAUACAAUUUUCAUCCUGCCGGAGCAACAAUGACUUCUCAUGUAAAACUCAGGAAAGAAAAAACGGGUACAGUGGACUAUGACAUACAAAUAAAAGAGGUGCGUUGCCAGCUUAUAGACCAACUGAAGGUGUUGGACUUGCAACUUGAGCAGAAAACACAGCAGCUGCAAGACCUGACAGAUUACCUGCGACGACGGGGUGAGAUUGAAAACGAGUAUGCUCGAUCCCUGGAAAAGCUUGCAGAGAGGUUUUCCUCAAAGACUAAAAGGAAGGACACUACCACUAACUCGGUGUCCCAGGUAUGGGUUGCUCUGCUGACCCAUACCCGUCAAGAGAGUAAAGAUCACAGUGAACUCAGUGAAAGCUGCAGCAACGUUCUUAUCCAGCCCCUCACAAACUGUCUGGAUUACACACAACGCCUUGCUAGGAAGAGCAAAGACAUCUGCACCCAGUUACAAGAUGGACUACUCAAGGUUACUGCAGAUCUACAGACAGCAUGGCGAACCUACCACCAGUACUACUCAGACUAUGUGUGUGCAGAGGGAAAGCUGAGGGAGGCAGAGAAGCAGGAGGAAAAACAAAAGCAGAGCGCUGCAAAGAAGCUGGAGAGGUUGAUAGAAAAAAGACAAAUUAAAGUUCAGGAGUUGCACCUUAAGUGCAGCAAGGCCAGAAAUGACUAUCUGUUAAACAUGGCUGCUGCCAACUCCUCCGUGAUGAAGUACUUCCUGAAGGACAUCUCUUUUCUCAUUGACUGUGCAGAUAUGGGAUACCACCUCUCUGUGGGCCGGGUGAUGCAAACCUACCUGUACAGGUGGGGGAAUACCCAGGAAAAAUUAGAAACUAGCCUGUUGCAGCUUCAGGAGACUGUGUCCAAACUGGACCAGAGCAAAGACAAAGAAAUUAUACUACAGGACCACUACAAUGCCUUCUCUGUUCCUGCCCGCUUCACCUAUCAGCCUCAAGAAGGAGACCAGGUUUCAGAAAUCAGUGUGGAGGGUGAGAUGUGUGGUGACAUUGAAACCCGAUUCAAGCAGAUACAAACCCGACUGAAAGCAGUCACAGAAGAAACAGAGGAGACUGGUAGGAGUAUGGUAAUGGUUCAUUCCACCCUGCUGGAGGGCAUCGGUGAUGAAGAUCUGGACCAAAGCAGUGGUCAUGGCCUCUCUCAGGAAGGCAGUACUGAAAAUCUGUCAGCAAAGUCCAGCAUGGCUAAACGCAGAGCCAACAUGCAGGAAACAGAAGGCCUGUACUUUACUAAAGUAAAGGAAUAUCUUGUUGGAAGCCUAUUAAUGUGUAAGCUGCAAGCCAAACAUGACCUGCUGAAACUGGCUGUGGAAAAAGCUGAAUCUCCGAAAGAACUCCAAGCAAGAACUGCUGGACAGAUGAUUUGCAUCAGAAAGACCCUUUCAAAUCCAAACGUGAUGCAAAAUUAUAAACCUUUCAGCAGUGACAUGCUGUCCUUCAUAAAAGUGUCAAAACAGCAGAUUCCUCUUGUGGUGAAAAGUUGCAUUCGUUUCAUCAACCUCAAUGGUCUCCACCAUGAAGGAAUUUUUAGAGUACCCGGAUCACAGAUGGAGGUCAACAACCUGAAAGAAGCUUUUGAGAGAGGAGAAGACCCCCUGGCUGAAGGGAGGUAUAAUAUGGAUACUGUAGCCGGCGUGUUGAAGCUAUACUUCAGAGGAAUGGAGAAUCCUCUUUUCCCCACUGAGACCACCUACAAGCUCCUGGAGCUUGCCGAAAUACAAAAUGAUGCAGAGAGAGCAGCACAGCUCAAGAUGGUCAUCUCUUCCUACCCUGAACCCAUCAUCAUUGUGAUGAGAUACCUCUUUGCGUUCCUUCAUCAUGUGUCCCAGUACAGUGACGAAAACAUGAUGCAGCCGUACAACUUAGCUGUAUGUUUUGGCCCCAAUCUGGUGCGAGGGCCCAAUGUGGACGACUUUGUAACUCUGCAGCCUAAGAUCAACUUCCUGGUGAAGAACCUCAUCAUUCAGCAAGAAAGUAUCUUUCCCAGUCAGAGUGAAGUACCGGGGCCAACUUAUGAGAAGUGCAUGACACUUGAACAAGAUGACUGUGAACCUAUUAAUGAGGAAGGGGAAGUAGAGGAUUCCACCCAGCUCAAAGAUGACUUGGAAAAGGGAUACUCCUCUGAUAAUGGCACUGGAGUUUUUUUGACACCUGGAAAUCCCAAAGAACGACCAAGAGCCAACAGCAGUGGAUCCGUAGAUGGCAGCAGGACAGCAGGGGGCGGAAGUUCCCUAGCUGGAAAAUUGUCUCUUCAAAUUCCCGUCGUGCCACAGUACAAACCCAGGAGGACUCCAUCCCCUACAAACAUACGAAAAGAAUUUCAUCAGGAUUUAUUUACCGAAAGGACAGCUCGUCCAGACAAGGUGGUUUGUAUUCAGAUGGACUCAGUCUUCAAGGAGCUUCUCUCACGGCGUCCACCGCUGGAACCAAAUCCCACUGUUUUCUCAGUUGCUACCAAGGCUCAACCGAAAAAAGGGAAGCGGGAUACCCGAAAGGCAAUGUGAGCCCAGCCUUUUAAGUAGCAGAUCCACCGGACUGAGAAGGCUGGCAUUAGCACAGGAUUUGAGCAGUGAAUGAGAGAGGUGCAGCAAAUGAAAAUUGAGGCUGUGACAGUGGAUUUCAGCACAUCUAUUUUAGUGAGGAACAAUUACUUACCCAUAGACACUCUUUGAUACUUCAGUGUCCAGUUUCGUGGGUCCUUCAGGAUGGUUUGCCUGGAAAUCUCCUUUGUCUGCCAUGAGAGUAGCUCUGCAGAAUGAAAUGUAUAAAUAUGUUUGUCUAAAUAUUUGUGAGCAUA
This is a messenger RNA of Oryzias latipes (Japanese medaka), 3171 nucleotides long. Its product is annotated as SLIT-ROBO Rho GTPase-activating protein 3. The record is from RefSeq and is a predicted model, not a curated record. Gene Ontology annotation, biological process: signal transduction. NCBI's taxonomy places the organism in Eukaryota, Metazoa, Chordata, Actinopteri, Beloniformes, Adrianichthyidae.